This is a messenger RNA of Helianthus annuus (common sunflower), 888 nucleotides long. RefSeq lists its product as uncharacterized. The transcript has a single exon. Bases 1 to 888 code for a protein of 295 amino acids. The record is from RefSeq and is a predicted model, not a curated record. NCBI's taxonomy places the organism in Eukaryota, Viridiplantae, Streptophyta, Magnoliopsida, Asterales, Asteraceae.
AUGACAAAGGUGUUGGAGGGUGGACCUUGGCUUAUUAGAAAAGUUCCGUUGUUUUUGAAUGUUUGGUCUCCGUCCGUGAGUCUGAAAAAAGAGGGGAUUAAGUCGAUCCCGGUUUGGGUUAAAUUGCAUAAUGUGCCUAUAUCAGUCUACACGGAUGAUGGGCUGAGUUUAUUAGCAUCUAAAAUAGGUACGCCGAAAAGACUUGAUAGUUAUACGGCAGACAUGUGUGCUGAAAAUUGGGGGAGGAGUAGUUUUGCUCGUGCUCUAAUUGAGGUGAAUGCUGAUAAUGAGUUAAAGGACCAUAUAAUAGUGGCAAUACCGAAGUUAGAUGAAGACGGGUAUAUUACGGAAAGAAUUAAUGUGGAGUAUGAAUGGAAACCACAUCGGUGUUCGACAUGUUGUGUUUUUGGUCAUAGUGAUCUUACAUGUGCCAAGAAUGUGAACGAGAAAAAGAAACAAGUGGUAGUGGAUGAGGAAGGGUUUGUAACGGAUAAGAGGAGAACGGCUCGGGGUGGAACUAUUCAAAAGAAACAAAAAGCUAAAUUUAUCUACAGGCCGAAAUCCAACAAAACUGGUACAAGUACGUCAGGCACGAAGGAUAGUAACAGCGACAGAGCGGGUCCAAGUACUUCAGGCACCAGGUCGGGUACGGUUAAUGUAAAAACGUCGAAUGCUUUUGAUGUUCUUGAUUCUGGAGAGGGGGAUGGGAAUGAGAGUAUACCUGGUAACGUCGAUGGCACUAAUGAGAAGGAUGGUUACUCGGAUCAUGGUAUAGAUGAUAUUUUAGAUGAUAUGCCGACGGAAAUGGCCAAGUUUAUGUCCAAUAAACAACAAACUAACUUUUCUGAGGGGGCAAGCACUCCCGGUGCCACGGGUUUAAAUGGGUAG